Molecule: messenger RNA, 1541 nt
Organism: Propithecus coquereli (Coquerel's sifaka)
Lineage: Eukaryota; Metazoa; Chordata; Mammalia; Primates; Indriidae
Gene: CRH
Product: corticotropin releasing hormone
Exons: 2
Coding region: 447-1037 (196 amino acids)
Biological process (GO): negative regulation of epinephrine secretion; negative regulation of glucagon secretion; positive regulation of cortisol secretion
Cellular component (GO): extracellular region
Molecular function (GO): corticotropin-releasing hormone activity
Source: RefSeq, a predicted model, not a curated record
AAGUCAUAAGAAGCCCUUCCAUUUUAGGGCUCUUUGACGUCACCAAAAAGGCGAUAAAUAUCUGUUGAUAUAAUUGGAUGUGAGAUUCAGUGUUGAGAUAGCAAAAUUCUGCCCCUCGCUCCUUGGCAGGGCCCUAUGAUUUAUGCAGGAGCAGAGGCAGCACGCAAUCGAGCUGUCAAGAGAGCGUCAGCUUAUUAGGCAGAUGCUGCGUGCUUUCUGAAGAGGGUCGACGCUAUAAAAUCCCACUCCAGGCUCUGGUGUGGAAAAACUCGGAGCCCAAGUCUCUUGAGAGACCGGAGGGAAAGAGGAGACAGAAAGAAAAAGAGAGGGAGACAGAAAGGAGAAGGGAAGAAAACCUCCAGAAGAAGCCCCGGAGACGUCCCUCUGCAGAGAGGCGGCAGCGCCCGGCUCACCUGCGGAGCGCCUGGGAAGCGAGCGCCCCUAACAUGCGGCUUCCGCUGCUCGUGUCCGCGGGCGUCCUGCUGGUGGCUCUGCUGCCCUGCCCGCCAUGCAGGGCCCUCCUCAGCAGGGCGCCAGCCCCGGGCGCCCGGCAGGCUCCGCAGUCGCCCCAGCGCCUGGAUUUCUUGCAGCCGCCGCCGCAGCCCGAGCAGCCCCAGCAGCCGCAGCCUCGGCCCGUCCUGCUCCGCAUGGGAGAGGAGUACUUCCUCCGCCUGGGGAACCUGCACAAGAGCCCCGCCGCGCCCGUCCCGCCCGCCUCCUCGCUCCUCGCCGGCGGCAGCGGCGGCCGCCCCUCGCCGGACCAGGCGGCCGCCAACUUUUUCCGCGUGUUGCUGCAGCAGCUGCUGCCGCCUCGGCGCUCGCCCGACAGCCCCGCGGCUCCCGCGGAGCGCGGCGCCGAGAACGCCCUCGGCCGCCACCAGGAGGCACCGGAGAGGGAGAGGCGGUCUGAGGAGCCGCCCAUCUCCCUGGAUCUCACCUUCCACCUCCUGCGGGAAGUCUUGGAAAUGGCCAGGGCCGAGCAGUUAGCGCAGCAAGCUCACAGCAACAGGAAACUGAUGGAGAUCAUUGGAAAGUGAAUCGGUGCGUCUGGCCAAAAAGAUUCUGCAUUUAGCACAAAAAAAUUAAAAAAAAAUUACAGUAUUCUGUACUAUAGCGCUGCUCUGAUACCAUUUGUUUAUUUUUAUAUAGCUUGAAACAUAGAGGAUGUACAGGGAGAGAGCCUAUACCCCUUAAUUAGCAUGCACAAAGUGUAUUCCCGUGCAGUAACAACACAAUGUUAUUCGUAUCGUCUACUUCUAGUUUCCACUUCCAGGUGUCUUUUAGUGGUGUUUUAAAGAGAAGGCAGAUCCGGGAGGACACGUUUUGAAGAAGCAGACAGAAGUCACCUAAUUGUUUUUGUUGUUGUUUGAGCCAAAGAGAAUGCCAUUCUCUUGGGUGGGUAAGACAAAAUCUGUAAGCUCUUUGAAUCAACUUUUUCUUGUAAACGUUUCAGUAAUAAAACAUCAUUCUAAUCCUUGAUCAGUUUGGUUGUGUAAGAGAAUGUUGGAUAUUUAUAUUUUUAAUAAAAGCUGCAAAGGUAA